Messenger RNA from Misgurnus anguillicaudatus (oriental weatherfish), 4424 nucleotides. Its product is annotated as fidgetin-like protein 2. Lineage: Eukaryota; Metazoa; Chordata; Actinopteri; Cypriniformes; Cobitidae. The record is from RefSeq and is a predicted model, not a curated record.
CACGGGGACAGAGGGAGGUAACGUGGAGUUGAAGCCAAGAAAAGAGACAAAAAGAGUGAGUGUAAAGGCAUGGCAGUGUAAGCUUGGGAUAUACUUAUAAAUGUUAUACGCAAUGGCGAUACGUAGAGAGGCAUGUAUGAUGAACAAUGGUCAAACAAAUACUGCAAACCAAUAGUCAACUCACAAAAACGACACACUGAAUCGGAAUUGAAGUAAAACAGCAUGGUGUGGUAAUGAUGCAGUGGUCAUCCGAGUGGGCGGAGCAGCACUACGAUGUCUCCUCAACCACAUCACCACCAGUUCACCCCAAGCCCCUCCCAUUUCCACAGCCUAGUCGUCCUGGGUUCUCGGGGUACACCGACGAUAUCAGCGCCCUGAGUGCUUCUAGCUUGCUGAAGCGAUACGCUGAGAGGUAUUCCUUCAGUUCGGCCCUACCAGAGCAUGGAAGUUUCCUGAGAAGUGAGCAGCAUCAGGAGGCGUGGCCUGUGGGAUACGGUGCAGAGGGUCCACCUGGUUUAGAUGCAUUAAAGGGGAAUGGAAGUGAUCUUACAGAACAACAGUACAGCGGUGGCCCGUCACCCCAGGAUUACCCUUCAUCUUACAGUAGCCAACACCUGCUCCCCAAACCAUCGUAUCUCCCAUCACCAGCAUUUGCCUUGCCAUCUGCCUACCUGCCACCCGCACCGGCCUAUGCUUAUCCCCAGCAGUGCAGCCUUACGGCCGGUUAUUCCCACGGUACGCCGCCUUUGCUGCCCUCCGGACUGCACACACCUACGCCUCUGAACCCCACCCUCCACAGUCCUUCGGAUCCUCUGCGCAACCGGAAGUUCGGAUUCGACCAAUCCAAAACCGCCAGAGUGUCUCCUUACACGAUCAGAGACAAGAGUGAUCGGCAGACCGCUGACGGAAACGAAAGCUGCGGGACGGACGCCCAGAGCUACCGUCCGGAAAGACUGUCUGCCGAUAUUGAGGGGAAGAGUAGUAAUGUCCAGCCUUUAGAGACAAGGUCUUAUGGAGGCCCAGGACAGUUCACAUAUCCUUAAAUCUACUUAAAGGAAAACCACCGUUUUUCAAUAUUUUACUAUGUUCUUACCUCAACUUAGAUUAAUUAAUACAUACCUAUCUUUUUUCAAUGCGUGCACUUUGUACAGCGCUUCUUGAAUGUGUUAGCAUUUAGCCUAGCCCAAUUUAUUCCUAUGGCUCCAACAAACGUUUUAUUUUGUGCCACCAUACUUACUCGUGUAAAUACUCGUGUAACAGUCUUUAAAUAUGGAAAACAUGGAAGUGUUUGGUGGCUUCUUAAUUCAUCCCUGUUUGGAUCCUAAGGAAUGAAUGGGGUUAGGCUAAAUGUUAACACAUUCAUGAGGCGCAGUACAAAGAUUAAGUGCACGCAUUAAAUAAAGAUAGGUAUGGAUUCAUUAGUCUAAGUUGAGGUAAGAACAUAGUAAAAUAUUGAAAAACGGUGGUUAAAGCGAUGCUCAAGGCAAAUAUCAAAAUUGCCCCAUGAUGUACUCACUCUCAAGCAAUGCGAAAUACGUAUGUCCAUCAUCUUUCAUACAAGCAAAUUUGGAGUUAUUUUGGGAAAUAUCCUUGCUUUUCCAAGUUUAUAAAGGAAGAAAACUGGGAUUAGGAUCAACUUCUGACUUUGGCCCUGUUUACACGUACAUGGUUAUUUAAAAAAACUGAGAGAUUUACCUUCGUUUGUGCCCCUCGUUUACACGCAAACUGAGAACUCGCCUCUAAAACCAAUUAUUUCUAAAAACUCCGGCCGAGUGGAGUGGAGAUCUUGAAAAUCUUCGGUUGCACAGUUGCUUGUAUGCGCCAGAGCUCGCACCUACGUCAAAAGUGCGACCUAUGUUUACAUGUGACUGCUCCUGUGAACGCUUCCAAGAUCACAUUUAUGUUCAUGCAAACUCGUUUCGUGUGUUUGUAUUUGCAAAUACAGCUGCUCCAUAAUGUCGAGGAGCAGAGACGAGUGCUCGGAGGUCAGCAAUUUUACGCGCGUUCGACUUCAUGCGGCGCUGCAAAAACCGACAGACGGAUGAUAUCAACGUACCGCGAGACCGAGUUGAGAAAUCACACGUAGAGGUCUAAUUUCGAAUUGCUCUCGCGGUACUAUGACGUCAUCGAACACCUACUGCAACAACUCCUCCCUCCAACACGAAGAACCGGUCCGCGUCACCACCAGCGCUGCCGGUGAUUGGCUUAUGUGGGCUUGAGCUUCUCUUGACGGCAUAUAUGCACGGGUACGUGUAAAUGAACACUUCUGAAAACUGACACGUGUGCACGAUAUUAUUUUUGAAACCGGAGAGGUUGAAAUGUCUGUUUAUGAAAAUAGCCGCCCACGUGUAAACAUAGCCUUUGAAGCCCAAAAAAGUGCAUUCAUCCUUCACAGAAGUAAUCCACACGGCACUAAUGGGUUUAUAAAAGUCUUUUGUGGGUAAUCAAUGCAAUAUUGUAAGAGAAAUAUUAAUAUUUUAAACUUUAUAAACUGUAAUAACUAGCUUCUGGUAGCAACGCCAUCUUGGACUCACGCAAUUCACGAGAGGCACUGCGCAACGUAUACCCCAAGGCAAGCAACGCUCGCCACGCUAAAACUCUUGCGUGAACCACGUGACUUCAAGAUGGCGCCGUUACCGGAAGCUAGUUAUUAUAGUUUAUAAAGUUUGAAAUCGGAAUAUUUUCCUUACAAAAUCGCAUUGAUUAGCCCCAAAAGACCUUUAUUAACCCAUUGUAGCCACAUGGACUACCUGGGUGAAGGACUUUUUGGGGGUUUAAAAUCAGAAGUUGUUCUCUGAUCCCUGAUUUCUACCAUUAUACGCUCGCCUGAAAGAUGAUGGACAUAUGUAUCCUGGAUUGCCUGAGGGUGAGUAAGUCAUGGGGUAUAUUUGAUAUUUGGCAGGAGUUUCCAAUGAAUUAUCUCCGUGUUUGAGCUGUCUCAACUGAAAAUAACUUGCACUGACAUAUCUUAAAAUAUGCCAAUGCUAUUGAUAUGUCUCAAGGUGCACACCUGUGAUGUCUUUUUCUAUAGCAUGUUUAUAAAAGAUGCUUAACUCCUAAAGCCUUGUCCUGGCUUUAGCUAAGCCUUGUCUGUGAAACCAGGCCUAGAUGUUUUAGUAUCACAUAUAACAAUACUUCAACAUAGGGCUGGGCGGUAUAUCAAGUUUGGUAAUAUAUCUGUAUUAUUUCCCGGUGGGAUACGGGAUGAGACAAUACCAUCGGUAUAGUAACCUGUUUACUAACCUGACAAAUUUGAAUCUGAGUUUUAACACAGACACUCUUUUGUAUCAUAUUUUGACAUUGUUGCAUUCCUUAUGACCUUAAAUCAGGCUUUCUUUUUUAUUUCAUCCCUUACUCUAUAAUUAUGCUGUGCAGUGAAGCACAUUAUGGUGACAAGCGCUAAUCCACCACUUCAAUCAAUGAAAUCCAAACCAAAGACUGAAAGGGUGGAAUGGAAAACGAAGAUGAAAGAGAAAUAAGGUUUUCUACUUUGUAUCAAGAAAAUAUUUUGGCUUUUUGUGGGGUUCUCUUAAAAAAAGACAACAUUACUGAAUGAUCAGUAUUUUAAUACUACACGUGAAUGUUUUAUAGUAUGAGUGUGAUAUAAGGUUUAACAUGUAUUAUUAGUCAGUGUGUCGGUUGUGAUUGUCAGUGUUUUUCAAAAUGAUUAUUGAUUAUAAAGACUCGUUUUAGGAAUAAGAGCUAAGAUUACUCUGUACCCUUUGAAUGUAAAUCAGAUUUUCCUCAGGAAUUGUGAAUGAAGCCAUACUUUUAUAUUAUACAGAUAUUUGAGUUUGACAGAAGUUUAUUGUGUAUUUAGCUUAGAUUCUUUACGUUCUCUAAAUGUGACAUUGGAAAAUGUACGUUCUUAUAAAGUCCUUAAUGUCAUACACUAUAUUCGUAAAUCUCAGCCAGUAAACAUUAAUAACAAAUAAAAUGCUUUUUUACCGUACACAUAUCCAGCAACUUUAACAGUGCAAAGGCUAAAAUAUGUGUUUUACUGUUCCCCUAUUGUGAAUUUUACUGUGGAAACCCUCUGAGCUGUCCCAGCCCCCUAAAGCUGAUCACUGGAUGUGCUUGCCUUUAACCCUUUGACCUCCACCCAUUCUGUUUUAAAGGAGGUAUGUGAAAGAAUAAAGAUCUUUUGUUUUGGUGAGGUAAGCAGGGCAUACACUGAAAUGUACAAACUAAACAUUAAAUGACAGUUCGGUUAAUAUUAAAAUGUAAACUGGUUUGUUUUUAACACUUACGAAUGCAAUAUAUUGUAGUAGGGGGCAAUGUAAAAAAGUAUUAAAAAUGAUCUACCUCAAUUUUACGAUGCUGUGCAUUCAGAGUAUGCAAUUGUGUGUUACAUGCCUAAAUGUCUACCUCAAGAAAAAUACAUGCAAUAAAAAUGUUAUACCAAUGCAAAAUUUGGUUUUGUU